Messenger RNA from Bombina bombina (fire-bellied toad), 4395 nucleotides. It is a transcript of the gene GRIN2A, whose product is annotated as glutamate ionotropic receptor NMDA type subunit 2A. The record is from RefSeq and is a predicted model, not a curated record. The transcript has 12 exons. Gene Ontology annotation, cellular component: plasma membrane; postsynaptic membrane; postsynaptic density membrane. NCBI's taxonomy places the organism in Eukaryota, Metazoa, Chordata, Amphibia, Anura, Bombinatoridae. Gene Ontology annotation, molecular function: transmitter-gated monoatomic ion channel activity involved in regulation of postsynaptic membrane potential; NMDA glutamate receptor activity. Gene Ontology annotation, biological process: excitatory postsynaptic potential; long-term synaptic potentiation; synaptic transmission, glutamatergic. The coding region runs from base 1 to 4395 and encodes 1464 amino acids.
AUGCUGGAAAAGAAGAUGGGCACUUCUGCCUCUGCUAUCUUCCUGCUCCAAGUUCUCCUCAAUUUGGUGGAUGUGGGUCAUGGAGCAGAGAAAAGUUUUCCUGUCCUGAACAUUGCAGUGAUUUUGGGAAGGACUCGUUAUAUUACAGAAAGGGAUGUCCGCUCUCUAUGGUCAAGAGAUAUGUCUUUGGACUUUGAUGUUAAUGUGGUGAGCUUGCUAGUCAAUCAGACUGACCCAAAAAGCAUUAUCACCCACAUCUGUGACCUAAUGUCUGGGACUAAGAUCCACGGGGUGGUUUUUGGAGAUGACACUGAUCAUGAAUCAAUAGCUCAGAUUUUGGAUUUUAUUUCAUCUCAGAUUCUUAUCCCAAUCUUGGGCAUUCAUGGUGGGUCUUCAAUGAUUAUGGCAGAAAAGGAUGCGAUGUCUACUUUCUUUCAGUUUGGAGCUUCCGUCAAGCAACAAGCCAUUGUCAUGCUGAAUAUCAUGGAAGAAUAUGACUGGCAUGUAUUUUCUAUUAUAACAAGUACCUUUCCUGGAUAUAGAGACUUUAUAAGUUUCAUAAAGACCACUGUGGACAAUAGUUUUGUGGGAUGGGAGGUACAGAAUGUAAUAACUCUGGAUACAUCGUAUUCUGAUGCAAAAAUACUAAAUAUGCUGAAGAAAAUCCAUUCUUCUGUUAUACUCCUUUAUUGUUCAAAGGAAGAAGCAAUUUAUAUUUUGGAGGAAGCUCGCUCCUUGGGUCUUAUGGGGUUUGGGUUCACAUGGAUUGUUCCUAACCUGGUAACUGGUAACACAGAUAUAAUACCAUUUCAGUUCCCAUCUGGAUUAGUUUCUGUGUCGUACGAUGACUGGGAUUACAGCUUAGAAGCGAGAGUAAGGGAUGGACUUGGAAUCAUAACCACAGCUGCAUCAGCCAUGUUGGAAAAGUAUUCCAUAAUUCCAGAAGCCAGGACCAGCUGUUAUGGACCUAGCGAGAGAAGUGAAUUGCCUGCUCAAAGGCUUCACAAAUUCAUGAUAAAUGUCACUUGGGAUGGAAAAGAUCUGUCCUUUACUGAAGAUGGCUAUCAAGCAAAUCCAAAAUUGGUAGUUAUACUGCUCAAUACAACAAGAGAAUGGGAAAAGGUGGGAAAAUGGGAGAAUAAAUCCCUAAAUGUGAAGUAUCCUGUUUGGCCUCGGAUAAUGGCAACCGCCGACAGUGAUCCCGAUGACAACCAUCUAAGCAUUGUCACCUUAGAGGAGACUCCCUUUGUCAUUGUAGAGGAUGUGGACGUACUGACAGGGACAUGUGUAAGAAACACAGUGCCGUGCCGCAAGUACAUCCGACGGAAUAACUCAACAACCGAUGGAACGUAUGUGAAAAAAUGCUGCAAGGGAUUCUGUAUAGAUAUCCUAAAGAAACUCUCAAAGACUGUCAAAUUUACCUAUGACCUUUACCUCGUAACAAAUGGAAAACAUGGCAAAAAAAUCAAGAAUGUGUGGAAUGGAAUGAUUGGAGAAGUGGUCUAUAAGCGAGCGGUUAUGGCUGUCGGUUCUUUAACUAUCAAUGAGGAACGUUCUGAAGUUGUUGAUUUUUCAGUUCCUUUUGUGGAAACCGGAAUUAGUGUCAUGGUAUCUCGUAGCAAUGGCACUGUGUCUCCAUCUGCUUUUUUAGAACCGUUUAGUGCUUCUGUCUGGGUGAUGAUGUUUGUGAUGCUUCUCAUUGUGUCGGCCGUGGCUGUUUUUAUAUUUGAGUACUUUAGUCCCGUAGGAUAUAACAGGAAUAUAGCAAGAGGGAAAGAACCACAUGGACCUUCAUUCACUAUAGGAAAAGCUGUCUGGCUGCUGUGGGGUUUGGUUUUCAAUAAUUCAGUUCCUGUGCAAAAUCCCAAAGGAACAACCAGUAAAAUCAUUGUGUCAAUCUGGGCUUUUUUUGCUGUAAUAUUUUUGGCAAGUUAUACUGCCAACCUGGCUGCUUUUAUGAUCCAAGAGGAAUUUGUUGACCAAGUCACUGGGCUUAGUGAUAAAAAGUUUCAACGGCCACAUGAUUAUUCACCUCCAUUUCGGUUUGGCACAGUCCCAAAUGGAAGCACAGAAAGGAAUAUUAGGAAUAAUUACCCAGACAUGCAUCAGUAUAUGGUGAAAUUUAAUCAAAAAGGUGUUCAGGAUGCGCUGCUCAGCUUAAAGACUGGAAAGUUGGAUGCUUUUAUCUAUGAUGCCGCAGUGCUGAACUAUAUGGCGGGACGAGAUGAGGGCUGCAAGUUGGUCACUAUAGGCAGUGGAUACAUCUUUGCCACCACAGGCUAUGGAAUAGCUCUUCAGAAGGGCUCACCAUGGAAACGACCUAUUGAUCUGGCCCUUCUACAGUUCGUUGGGGAUGGUGAGAUGGAGGAGCUGGAGACGCUGUGGCUGACGGGUAUUUGUCACAGUGAGAAGAACGAAGUGAUGAGCAGUCAGCUGGAUAUCGAUAACAUGGCCGGAGUCUUUUAUAUGUUGGCUGCAGCAAUGGCUUUAAGUCUCAUAACCUUUGUCUGGGAACAUUUAUUCUACUGGAAGCUACGAUUCUGUUUUACUGGAGUGUGCACAGGAAAACCGGGUCUACUGUUCUGUAUAAGCAGGGGCAUAUACAGCUGCAUUCAUGGAGUUCAUGCAGAAGAAAAGAAAAAAUCUCCGGAUUUCAGUUUUACUGCCUCUCAGACAAAUAUGUUAAAACUGCUAAGAUCAAACAAAAAUAUUGCUAACAUGAAUUUGUCUAAUAUAAAUCCUUCACAAUGCAAUUCCCCUAAGAGACCUUCUGACUAUAUUCAGAGAGGUUCACUGAUAAUGGAUAUGGUAUUGGAUAAAGGCAAUUUAAUAUAUUCAGAUAAUAGACCAUUUCAACCAAAGGAAAUUUAUGGAGAAAAUACUCAUGACCUUUCCAUGCUUGCUGGGAAUCGACACAAAGACAACCUUAACAAUUAUGUGUUUCAGGGACAGCAUCCUUUAACACUUAAUGAAUCCAACCCAAACACAGUUGAGGUCGCCGUCAGUGCAGAGCCAAAGACAAACUCCAGACCCAGACAACUUUGGAAAAAAUCGGUAGAAACAAUGCGCCAAAAUCAGGAAUCAAUAAAUGAAAAUGGAAAUGAAGAACCCAAAUCAUCCAGCAAAAGCCAAUGUUUUCUUCCUGAGGAUGGUCACUUUUCAGAUGCUUCAGAAACAUCAAGUAGGGCCACAUGUCAGGUAGACCCAGAAAAUAACAACAAGCAUCAUAAAAGUAAAGACAACAUAAAAAAACGAUCUGGGACAUCCAAAUAUCCUAGAGAUUGCAGUGAAGUUGAGCUCAGUUAUUUAAAAACCAAACAGUGUUCUACUCGUGAAAAAAUCUAUACAAUUGAUGGGAGCAAAGAACCUUCUUAUCACAUUGAACAACCUCAGUAUGGGGAAAACCAACCUGCUCAAGAUGAUGGAGAUUAUCCUGAGAUUUACCAAGAUCACAAUGAUAAUUACAGAAAGUCAGAACCACCUCUGCAUGUUAACAGGACUCCCUUGCACAAUGAAGACAGUCUUCCAAAUAAUGACAUCCAAUAUAAACUCUAUUCAAAGCACUAUAGUUUAAAGGAUAAGAAUGCAUCUUUAACUGAAGCCAAUGACAGACAAAGGCAAAAUUCUACCCACUGCAGAAGCUGCCUUUCUAAUGUACCCAGUUAUACUGGUCAUUACUCAGCUAGAUCCCCAUACAAGUGUGAUGACUGCCUGCACAUAGGAAAUCUAUAUGAUAUUGAUGAAGAUCAAAUGCUACAUGAGACGGCCAACUCUAUGCAUUCUGAGGAUGUCUAUGAGCACAACUGGAUUGAGAACAAUGCUCUACAGUUUCAGAAAAAAAACAAAUUAAGAAUUAAUCGGCAACACUCGUGUGACAAUGUCAACAAACCUAGGGAAUUAGAUAUUGGGCGACCACCUCGUAGCAUAAGUCUGAAAGAGAAAGAACGAUAUAUUCAAGAAAGCCCCUUUGCUAAUAUCCUUAUUGUCCCUCCCGAAAAACUUUUGGGACACAAAGCUUCGCUGUUUACACAAUCUUUAAAAGACAAUAAGCGAAGCAAAUCACUGUACCCCGAUAAUUGCUCUGAUAACCCUUUCCUGCAAUCCUACCAGGAGAACCAAAAACUGAGUCACAGAAGAAGUUCUUCUGACCUUUAUAAACAAUCUUCAUCAUCAUCAACUAAAGCUAGAAAUGAUAACUAUUUAAGAUCAUCUAUAAGAUCCACAACUUCACAUUCUUCGAGGGAUGGACGUGUACCCAAUGACACGUGUGUUUCAGAGUAUAUCAUGCCUUAUGUCACUAGCAAGAAUAAUGUGUAUUCUACUCCAAGGGUAACAAAUACCUGCAGCAAUAGAAAAGUGUUCAAGAAAAUGCCUAGCAUUGAAUCUGAUGUUUAA